This is a messenger RNA of Laetiporus sulphureus 93-53, 3215 nucleotides long. RefSeq names its product C-1-tetrahydrofolate synthase. Gene Ontology annotation, molecular function: formate-tetrahydrofolate ligase activity; methenyltetrahydrofolate cyclohydrolase activity; ATP binding. Gene Ontology annotation, cellular component: cytosol. The transcript is spliced from 13 exons. The coding region runs from base 102 to 3026 and encodes 974 amino acids. Gene Ontology annotation, biological process: tetrahydrofolate interconversion. NCBI's taxonomy places the organism in Eukaryota, Fungi, Basidiomycota, Agaricomycetes, Polyporales, Laetiporaceae. The record is from RefSeq and is a predicted model, not a curated record.
CGCGCAGUGACAGCAGAGACAGGUAGCGGAACACCGUGCAACGAUCGGGCGGGGAACACGGCACGACGCGUGCACGCUACGCGCUCCUCAAAAGGAAAUCGAUGCGAGGACUCCUCCCCGGGUCUCUCAGGCUCUUCAGCCUCUCUCUUUCCUCCUCCUCCCCCCAUCAUCGUACGAUGGCCACCGCCGUAGAAGGACCAUCUCGCGCGAAGAUCAUCGACGGCACCGCCAUCGCGAAGUCCAUUCGCGAUGAGGUCGCGGUUCGCAUCAAGACGCUGCAGGCACAGCACCCCCGCUUCCAACCUCAGCUGGCCAUCAUACAGGCGGGCACGCGCCCAGACUCUGCGGUCUAUGUGCGCAUGAAGGCUAAAGCAGCAGGAGAGGUCGGCAUCAAGUUCAAGCAUGUCACAGUCUCUGCCGAGGCUGAGGUGGACGAGAUUGUGGAGAUCGUCAAAAAUCUCAACGACGAUGAGACUGUAAGCGGUAUUCUGGUCCAACUCCCACUGGGCGAUCACGUCGGCGCAGAUGGUGAGCGCACUGUGACUGAGGCCGUCAGUCCGGAGAAGGACGUCGAUGGCUUCCACGCGUAUAAUAUCGGUCAUCUUUCGUCGCGUGCCUGCGACCCGCUGUUCACCCCCUGUACGCCUGCGGGUGUUAUUCGGCUUUUGGAUUCGACGGGGAUUUCCAUCGCUGGUUCUCGGGCAGUGGUUCUCGGCCGCAGUGAUAUCGUCGGGAGUCCGGUUGCGGCUAUGCUUCGCAAUCGUGAUGCUACUGUUACACAGUGUCAUAGCCGUACGAAGAAUCUCCCGGAAGUCGUACGAGAGGCAGACAUUCUCGUAUCAGCAAUCGGCAAGCCUGAGUUCGUGAAGGGUGCUUGGAUCAAACCCGGCGCUGUCGUAAUUGACGUUGGAACCAACUACAUUCCAGAUGCCACUAAGAAAUCUGGCCAUCGUCUUGUUGGCGAUGUCGACUUCCAAUCUGCUUCCGCUGUUGCGUCCUAUAUUACUCCAGUUCCGGGCGGCGUUGGACCCAUGACUGUCGCGAUGCUGAUGUUGAACACGAUCAAGUCUGCAGAACGUCUCUGGGAAGAGGCGCGCAGCCUCAGGGUCAAGCCCCUCAAGCUGGACAUCCAGGCAAAGGUACCCAGCGAUAUCGAGAUCGCGAUGGCGCAGACGCCGAAACCGAUCACGCACCUUGCUCAUGAAAUCGGUCUGCUGCCCGAUGAGCUCGAGAGCUACGGCAAGUACAAGGCCAAGGUUGAGCUCAGCGUUCUAGACCGUUUGGCACACCGCAAGGAUGGUAAGUACAUCAUCAUCUCGGGCAUCACUCCGACGCCACUUGGCGAGGGCAAGUCCACCACCACGAUCGGUCUUGCUCAGGCUCUUGGAGCCCACCUCGGGCGACCUGCGUUCGCUUGCGUGCGCCAACCAAGUCAAGGACCUACGUUCGGUAUCAAGGGUGGUGCUGCAGGCGGUGGAUAUAGUCAGGUUAUACCCAUGGACGAAUUCAAUUUGCAUUUAACUGGUGAUAUUCACGCUGUCACCGCUGCGAACAAUUUGCUAGCGGCUGCCCUGGAUGCGCGGAUGUUCCACGAGGCCACUCAAUCCGAUAAGGCACUGUAUAGCCGGCUUGUCCCAGCGAAGAAGGGUAAGCGUGAAUUCGCGUCCUUGAUGUUCAAACGCCUCAAGAAGCUCGGGAUCGACAAGACCAAUCCCGAUGACCUGACUCCCGAAGAGAUCAAACGGUUUGCUCGUCUUGAUGUUGAUCCCGAUUCCAUUACAUUCAAGCGGGUUAUCGAUGUGAACGAUCGCUUCUUGCGAAAGAUCACCAUCGGACAGGCGCCCACUGAGCUAGGCCACGAGCGCGUGACAGGCUUCGACAUUUCCGUGGCGAGUGAAUGUAUGGCUGUGUUGGCAUUGACCACCAGUCUUAAGGAUAUGCGCGAGAGGCUUGGUGCGAUGGUGGUGGCUACCAGCAAGCAAGGUGAUCCGAUCACUGCGGAUGAUAUCGGUGUCGGUGGUGCUCUUGCAGUUCUCAUGAAGGAUGCGAUCAAGCCGAACUUAAUGCAGACUUUGGAGGGUACACCUGUCUUCGUACACGCGGGUCCAUUCGCCAACAUCGCACACGGCAAUUCCUCUAUUCUGGCAGACCGCAUUGCCCUCAAGCUUGCUGGCACUGAGGAGGGAGAUUCACCUGACCGUGCCGGUUACAUUCUCACUGAGGGCGGUUUCGGUGCGGAUAUGGGAAUGGAGAAGUUCUGUGACAUCAAGUGCCGUGUCAGUGGAUUGACCCCGGAUGCCGUCGUUAUUGUCGCUACCACCCGCGCGUUGAAGAUGCACGGUGGUGGACCCGAUGUCACUCCUGGCAAGCCGCUGCAUGAUACGUACACCAAGGAAGAUCUCGUCACGCUCAAGGAGGGCUGCAAGAACAUGGUCAAACACAUUGAAAACUCCCGCAAGUUUGGUCUGAAGGUUGUCGUCGCCAUCAAUCAGUUCUCGUCUGACACCCCUGCUGAGCUAGAGCUUGUGCGUCAGCAGUCACUCGCUGGUGGUGCAGACGCUGCCGUUGUUAGCAACCACUGGGCUGAGGGCGGUGCAGGAGCUAAAGCGCUUGCGGAAGCUGUUAUCGCUACCUGCGAAGGGCCGUCGCACUUCAAGUUCCUGUAUGACCUCGAUCUUCCGAUCGUAGACAAGAUUACUGCCAUUUGCAAGGAAAUUUACGGUGCCGAUGGCAUUGAGCUCAGCGAGACCGCUCAGAAACAGGUUGAGACGUACACUCGUCAAGGAUUCGGUAACCUGGCCAUCUGCAUGGCUAAGACCCAGUACUCCUUCUCUCACGACGCGAAACUCAAGGGUGUUCCGACGGGCUUCACCGUGCCCAUCCGCGAAGUUCGUCUUUCCGCAGGUGCAGGAUUCCUCUGUCCACUUUGCGGUGACAUGCAGACAAUGCCUGGUCUUGGAACUCGCCCAGGUUUCUGGGAAGUCGGACUGGAUCCUGCGACAGGCAGGGUCAUCGGCUUAUUCUAGACAGCAAAUUGGGAUCGAUCUUCAUCAGAUUGACUCUCGACCAGGAACCGCCGUCUCAACACGGCCCAUAUACCGUUCAACACGGGAACUAUGCGGGGCUUGACGAUCCCGCCGCGAUGUUGGGAUGGUUGGUGCGCGAUGUACCCUCUCAACGAGCCGCGUCGUGGAUUGAGGAGGCGAUUGGCGAGG